Molecule: messenger RNA, 393 nt
Organism: Pyricularia oryzae 70-15
Lineage: Eukaryota; Fungi; Ascomycota; Sordariomycetes; Magnaporthales; Pyriculariaceae
Exons: 2
Coding region: 1-393 (130 amino acids)
Source: RefSeq, a predicted model, not a curated record
AUGGGUUACCGAAAUAUCCAAAAGAAUAUUAAGAUUGAAAAGCAAAAGAUCCGACAGCUUCGCAGCUCAGAAGCGAUGGCCCUCGAAAUUUCCCAAGAGUGUCGAGGCGGCCUCUGGGUCCAAAGUCAGCUCAUUCCUGAGUCACUCACCUGGUCAUUCUGCCGGUACUGGCUUGCCAUAGGAUCCACGGGUGCGGAACCGAGGACACGGCACCACCAGCAGUUGGGUUCAGGAUCAAUCAACCCUCGCUUCGCUCAAUCGGGGCAUCAGAUCCUUCCAUCCCGGCUUCUAGCGUGCUUCGACUGUGUGGUCCCUUUACAAGGGCUAAGGACACCGGUGUGGGCGACCGGUCAAGCAGGAGGAACCGGAAGUUUGGUUCGCCUCCGCCGUUGA